Tauraco erythrolophus (red-crested turaco) is the source of this 2913-nucleotide messenger RNA. The record is from RefSeq and is a predicted model, not a curated record. NCBI's taxonomy places the organism in Eukaryota, Metazoa, Chordata, Aves, Musophagiformes, Musophagidae.
AUGGCGACAGCCAGGAAGACAUCCGAGCUGUUUUUACUGGAUCGUUACACACAUCCAGAUUUGGUUGCUGCCCUGCCUGAGGAAAUUCGUCCUGGGCCUGAUUUCCAUGGACUUCCAUGGGAGCCUAUUAUUAUCACUGCCUUAGUGGGAAUUGCCACAGUUGCUAUAAUUUUCUGGAGAACCUGCCUUUCAGUAAAGAGUCGAAUAUAUCAAGUGACUGAAAAGCAACUUGCUGAAAAGAUUAAAAACCUUCUACAAGAAAAAACAGAAAUCUUAGGAAAGAUAUCAGAAUAUGAUCAAAAGAUAAAGGAAGCAAAGGAAUCUGUGAAAGUGGCCCAAGAACAAAAAGACAUUCUCUCUGAUGAAACUGCAGGGCUUAAGGACACUGUCAAAGACCUGGAAGAAGCAAAUCGUCAGCUAGAUGACAAAGUUAAAAAUCUGCAUGCAAUGCUUGAAACGGAGAGAAAAAAGAAUGAGAAGAAGCAGAACAAAAUCUCUGAAACCCAGAAGUCCUUAGAGAAACUUCAAGAGGCUAUGAGUGUGCAUUCUGUUGAGCUUUCAGAGGUGCAGAUAGCCCUUAAUGAAGCUAAACUAAGUGAAGAAAAGGUGAAAUCUGAGCUUCAUCAUGUGCAGGAAGAGAAUGCUAGGCUGAAAAAGAGCAAGGAGCAACUGCUAAAAGAAGCCGAAGGUUGGAGUGAGAGGCAUGCUGAGCUCAGUGAGCAGAUCAAACUGUAUCAGAAAUCUCAGAAGGACAUAGAAGAAGCACUCGCCUACAAGGAAAAUGAAAUUGAAGUUUUAACGAGCUGCAUUAUGCAGCUGAAGCAGCUCGAUGUGGAUUCGGCAUCUGAGGCCAGGAAGGAUGGCGAAGGGCAUGAAUGGAGCGCAGGAGAUGAUCUGGCCAACGGAGAAUUGCCAGAUAAUGAAAGUGAGAAGAUGAAGACUCAGAUUAAGCAGAUGAUGGAUGUCUCCAGGGUAAAAACUAUGCUGUCCAUAGUUGAAGAAGACAGAAAUCUUCUGCAAUCCAAACUGAGUGAUGAAGUAACAGCAAGACAUGAGCUGGAAGAGCAAAUUAAAAAGUUAGAACAUGACUCCUGUUCGCUCCAGUCAGCCAAAGCUCAACUGGAAAAUGAAUGCAAAACACUGCAGCAGAAAGUGGAGAUUCUUGGUGAACUUUACCAGCAGAAGGAGAUGGCACUCCAGAAAAAACUAACCCAGGAAGAGUAUGAGCGUCAGGAGAAGGAGCAGAAAUUGUCUGCUGCAGAUGAAAAAGCUGUGCUGGCAAUUGAGGAAGUGAAAGUUUACAAGCAAAGGAUCCAAGACAUGGAAGAAGAAUUGCAAAAAACAGAGAGAUCUUACAAAAACCAGAUUGCUGCUCAUGAGAAGAAGGCACAUGAUAACUGGCUUAUUGCCCGCUCUGCCGAGAGAGCUCUGGCUGAAGAAAAAAGAGAAGCAGCCAACCUGAGACAAAAAUUAAUAGAAGUAAACCAAAAAAUCGUCAUGCUUCAAAGACCGUUAAUUGUAAAGCCAACUCCAGGCAGACCUGAUCACCAAGUCCCACCGCGACGAGGGCCCUUAAGCAGAGAUGGCUCUUUCGGCCCAUCACCUGUGAGUGGAGGGAAUCCAUCACCCACGCAGAUGAUAGAAGUUCCUGCUCGGCCCCUUUCUGCUCCUCGAAGGGAAGGCUCGAGAGGAGAAUUUGGUACAAUGGUAGAUGGCCCCCCUGUUCCACGAAGGCCACCAGAGUUACCCGGAAGGAUGUCUGUUCCUGAUCUCGGGCCUGCUGUAGCGUCCCUGAUCAGUGGUGGGCUAAGAACCUCCUCCCCUUCCACAGCAAUGGAGGGAGCGGCUAAUGCUAGUCCCAAAGGCCCACCUUCUUUCCCUGGGACACCUAUCAUGACCUCCCCAGUGAUGGGACCUCCGCCUCCACCACCUGUUCGCUACGGACCGCCGCCACCUCCUCUCCGUGGGCACUUUGGGCCUCGACCUCUGCCUGUGCCCCUAGUUCGUGGUGCUCCCUUGCCACCUCCAGCUGCAAGAGAUUUCUUACCUGGCCCACCCUUAGGAAUGAGAGAUCUGCCUCCUGGCCCACCACCACUGCCCCCAGAUCCAAGAGGCUAUGGCCGUGGGCACCCUCCUUUUCGACCCCUAGGUCCUCCUGGCCCAAGAGAUUAUCCUCCAGGCCCACGGCUACCCCCACCUGGUUCAAGAGACUAUACGCCUUCUCCUAACAGAGACUUGCCUCCAUCAGGACCUAGAGACUACCCCGCGGGCCCCCCACCACCACCGCCGGCAGGCUCAAAGGACUGCACACAGCCACCAGUGCAGAAGCCCUGACUGCAGCGCCUGGUCAGCAGCUCAAUGGAAUGGACUCCAGCGCACUUCCUGCAGUCAGGAUUUUGGCAAAUGGCUCCCUCUUUGAAGCCAUUUGUCUCAUUUCAGUAUAUUUCAGCUUUUGCGGGAUUAAUUUUUACCCAAUUGCUACAGACAUCUUACGUGCAUUUAUGAUCACCUUAAACUCAUCCACCCUCUUGGGCUGCAAGAACCUUUCUGUGAUGGACUUGAACCUACUCUAAACGUGCAAUAGGAAGGAAGUACCUGUGUGGCUAGUUUUAAUUAAAUGUAGCCUCUGUAACCAGUUGGUGAAUGAACUAAUUUCGUGAAAAAUGUAAAUCAAAUCAUUUCCUGUGGAAAUAAUUUUUAAGUAAAAUGCUAUCCUACCUGCCUUCUCCAUCACAUCAUUAAGCUGCAGUUAUUGUAGGCUGGGGGUUUACAUGAGGACUGUGAGGUGGUGGGGUUUUUUGGCCUUUUUUUUUUUUAAAAAAAAAAGAAAAAGGUAUCUGGUCAGAGAUCAGAAGCACAAAUGACACUGUAUUCAAAGGAAAGUUAUAAUAAAAAGCAAAAUUCCUUUUGCUA